Messenger RNA from Ipomoea nil (Japanese morning glory), 981 nucleotides. RefSeq lists its product as uncharacterized. The transcript has 3 exons. Gene Ontology annotation, cellular component: endosome; trans-Golgi network. The record is from RefSeq and is a predicted model, not a curated record. Lineage: Eukaryota; Viridiplantae; Streptophyta; Magnoliopsida; Solanales; Convolvulaceae. Bases 104 to 823 code for a protein of 239 amino acids.
AUUGUGAAAUCACACUCGAAAUUCACACCAACACCAUGGUUCAGUGCCAGGUCUCAUAAACUCGAUUGUGAGGGAGAAUGUGGAAAGGAAGAGAGAUCGAUUAAUGGCUAAUCCUAGGAGAACGUCGUUUUCCACCGCCAUCAACCACCACCAACUGCCCAGCUCCACCGUCAGCGGCGGCGGCCAAGCUCCAGCCACACUAUUGAGUUCAGCCAAGUCGUUCCUAAAGAAGCCUCACGCUUUCCCAUUCCUGCUCUCGCUUUUCCUUUUUCUGACCUGGGUCUCCCUCCGAUUACGACGACCCUCCACUCAUUUUCCACUCGGAGGAGGAUCGGAAUCUGGAUCUGAGUUGGGGCAGCGUGCGGACUGGUCACCUGACGAUGACCAUUUUGCCAAUUUAGCGCGAUUCUCUGCUUCUUCUUCACUUAUUGCCAAAGACAAGCGUGGAUGGCUGCUGAAUCCCAUCUCGCUUGCCCUAGAUGCUCAUAUUUCAGGGGGAGCAACAAGUUGUGCUUCAGUUCAUUUGGGUGAGAUCAAACCUGGUGGCACAAGGGGAAACCAUAGGCACCAUACAUGUAAUGAGACAUUUGUCAUUUGGGGGUCUAAAAUGAUAUUCAGGCUGGAAAAUAAUGCCCUUAAAAAAGGGUAUGCUGAGGUGAAACUUGGUGCAGAUGAGGUUGCUGUUGCAGCUAGCCCCAGUGGAACUGCUCAUGCUCUAGUAAACAUCGAUCCCGUGCGAAGUACAUUCUUCUUAGGGUGCCAAGAUAGUGUAGUUAAUCAUAGUGGCUCUAAAACUGAUUUUAACAUAUGGAAAGAUCUUUAGGCUUGUCUUUGCUCUUUCUACCCCUUUUGAUAACUGCAGCUGUGCAUAGCAUUUUCUUAUACAUUCAUUAUAGAUCGCAUUUGAGGGGUCCCAAGCAUAUAGAUUGUCGGGUUUAGGAUAGUGGAGACGGUUUAUAUUUGAUCUGUAGCAUUAAUUCA